Syngnathoides biaculeatus (alligator pipefish) is the source of this 1874-nucleotide messenger RNA. RefSeq names its product RAR-related orphan receptor B (gene rorb). Gene Ontology annotation, molecular function: nuclear receptor activity; zinc ion binding; RNA polymerase II cis-regulatory region sequence-specific DNA binding. The record is from RefSeq and is a predicted model, not a curated record. Bases 106 to 1524 code for a protein of 472 amino acids. Gene Ontology annotation, cellular component: nucleus. Lineage: Eukaryota; Metazoa; Chordata; Actinopteri; Syngnathiformes; Syngnathidae. The transcript is spliced from 10 exons. Gene Ontology annotation, biological process: regulation of transcription by RNA polymerase II.
UUGCCCGCCGAGACGACCCCCCCCCACCCACCCCUUUUUAUUUGCGUGUUUGUGUUUGUUUCUUCAUGACUGCUGCUGUGGGAAGUGAGGCGCAACAUCAACACCAUGCGAGCCCAAAUCGAAGUUAUACCAUGCAAAAUCUGCGGAGACAAAUCAUCGGGGAUCCACUACGGAGUCAUCACGUGUGAGGGGUGCAAGGGAUUCUUCAGAAGGAGUCAGCAGAACAAUGCGUCCUACUCCUGCCCCCGCCAGAGAAACUGCCUCAUCGACAGGACCAACCGCAACCGGUGCCAACACUGCCGCCUUCAGAAGUGUCUCGCCCUAGGAAUGUCCAGAGACGCGGUUAAGUUUGGCCGGAUGUCCAAGAAACAACGUGACAGUCUGUACGCAGAGGUCCAAAAGCACCAAGCCCGACUACAAGAGCAGCGGCAGCAACAGACCGGAGAAGCGGAAGCCUUGGCACGCGUCUACUCAUCCAGCCUCACCAAUGGACUGUCAACCCUCAACCAUGAGAUUGGGGGCACCUAUGCCAACAGUCACGUCAUCGACCUGCCCAAGGGGGGCCACGGCAACGGCGCCGGACUUCCAGGGGGCUACUACGGGAUGGAUUCCACUCAGCCGUCUCCAGACCAGUCGGGUUUGGACAUGUCAGGCAUGAAGCACAUUAAACAGGAGCCGGUGUACGACCUGACGCCGGUACCCAACCUGUUCAGCUACGGAGGCUACCAGGACAGUCAACUGGGUCACAACAAUGUUAGCUUGGGAGAACUAGACCGCAUCGCUCAAAAUAUCAUCAAGUCUCAUCUGGAAACUUGUCAGUACACCUCGGAGGAGCUUCAGCAGUUAGCCUGGCAGACACACUCCUACGAGGAGGUCAAAAUCUAUCAGAGCAAGCCUCGGGACGUGCUGUGGCAGCAGUGCGCCAUUCAGAUCACGCAUGCGAUCCAGUACGUGGUGGAGUUCGCCAAGCGCAUCUCAGGGUUUAUGGAGCUGUGUCAAAAUGACCAGAUCCUCCUGCUCAAAUCAGGUUGUUUAGAGGUCGUCCUGGUGAGGAUGUGCAGGGCCUUCAACCCUCUCAACAACACUGUGCUCUUUGAGGGGAAGUAUGGAGGCAUGCAGAUGUUCAAAGCUCUGGGUUGUGAUGACUUAGUGAGCGCGGUGUUUGACUUUGCCAAGAGUUUGUGCUCACUGCAGCUGACGGAGGAGGAGAUCGCUCUCUUCUCAGCAGCUGUCCUCAUUUCCACAGAUCGUCCGUGGUUGAUGGAGCCCCGCAAAGUCCAAAAACUCCAGGAGAAGAUUUACUUUGCCCUGCAGCACAUUAUGCAGAAGAACCACAUGGACGAAGACGCAUUGGCGAAGCUGAUCAGUCGCAUCCCAACCCUGUCCGCUCUGUGUACGCUCCACACGGAGGAGCUUCAAGCCUUCCAGCAGCUUCACCCAGAGACCGUCAGCGUCCUCUUCCCUCCGCUCUACAAAGAACUCUUCAAUCCCGACCCGAACUCGGCCAUGUCCAUGCCCAAGUGACCGCCGGCUGCGGCGUUGCGACAAACAAUGUCGGCGGAGGAAGGAGAGAAUUAAAAGGACUGCUGUGUCUGACAAGACCACGUUGGCAAUAUCUACUAGGUCCUCAUCAUAUUUCACAGCCCCCCCCCCCCCCCUCGUUUCAUGUGAGGCUGUGGAUGUGGAUUGGGGGGGGGGUCACCUACCAUAAACUUACAGUUACUUGGAAUGUCCAGCACUUAUCCCAUCCGAUUCACCGAUACAGUCUGAAGAAUGUAUAUAAGAAAUGAAACGCACCCUGCGGGGGGCUCCUUCUCGUCUCCUGACCGGAAAUGUACAGACUUUAAAAAAAAAAAAAAAGAAAAUCUAGGGAC